Messenger RNA from Annulohypoxylon maeteangense, 1852 nucleotides. RefSeq names its product kinase-like domain-containing protein. NCBI's taxonomy places the organism in Eukaryota, Fungi, Ascomycota, Sordariomycetes, Xylariales, Hypoxylaceae. The transcript has a single exon. The record is from RefSeq and is a predicted model, not a curated record. The coding region runs from base 373 to 1428 and encodes 351 amino acids.
CGCUGACUUCUGUCUAUCCUAGUACCUAGUUAGCAUCGCGACAUCAGCCCCCGCCUCAGCUUAUGAUCUGUAACCUUACCUACACAGCGGGAAUUUUUCCAUUAGUUAUCUCUACGAGAUGUAUCAGAAGAAGUUGGAGAGACCCCCUUCCUAGAGACUUACGGUGUAUGCACUCAUGCCCGUUUGGGAUGUGCAAACACGAAUUCAGUAAAUUCUGCAUGAAUGAAGGGCAAGCAUGAAUACGCUAUUGAGAUACACUGAGCUCCCUAAUAUUAAGUUUAAAUACCUUGCUGCCGAGUUCAAUUAGAUAAGCUUGUCGUCUGAUUUCCCUCAGUCUAUCCUUUGACAGAUUCAUACAGCAAAAUUCAGAAAAUGGCAGAGAAAGUACUUCCCACGGUCCCGGAAGAGGUCACGGCUUCGUGGCUCACCGAAGUGCUAGGGACAAAAGUUAAAUCGAUCAAUGUCACGAAGACGAUGCCUGGAACCGCUAGCAAGAUCUGCGUUACCGUUGAAUACGAGGAUGCAAACUCCGACAAGACGAGACCAACCGAUCUCUGCGUCAAAGGCGGCUUUAACCCCGCCUUUAUCGAACAAUUGCCCUGGGUCGUCAUGAUUUAUCAACGUGAGGUUGAGUUCUUCAACCAGGUGGCUCCGACACUUGAUCACAUGGAGCUCCCCAAGUCCUGGUGGGCCGGUCAGAAUGCCAAGCAAGGCAUAGUGAUUAUGGACGACCUGGCCUCUCAGGGGUGCCAGUUCGGUGAUCCCACCGAGACUUGGCCAGUCUCGCGGGUCCGCGCCGGUCUUGAGCAGCUCGCCGCACUGCACGCCAAGACGUGGAACGUCAAGCCCGAAGACUACCCUUGGCUCACCUCCGACUACGACCAAGCCAUUCUCACUCUAAUGAAGACAUACGACGCCGUCGUCAAAAGCGAAGGACGACCAGUCAUCCACGAAUACCUAAAAGACCAAGAACGAAUCACCGCCGUCCUCAAGAAGCAUUACGGCUCGAGAAACCCUAAAUUCCGAUGUCUAUUACACGGAGACGCCCACGCUGGCAACACAUACCUCGACAAGGGCGCUCCUAGGUUCCUCGAUUGGCAGAUGAUCCAUAUCGGAUCAUCCUUCCACGAUGUGUCAUAUUUCAUCGCCAGUGCUCUUACAAUCGAGGACAGGAGAGCUCACGAGUUCGAGCUGCUUGACCACUACCUGGCUACGAUAGCGAAGUACGGAACGCCGACUUUCUCAAGCAAAGACGAGGAUGUUUUAGCGGAAUACAAGAAGUCCUUCCUAGUAGGCAUAGGCUGGAUUAUGUGCCCUUACGAGAUGCAACCAAAGGAGUGCGUUCACGCCAUGGCCGUACGGCACGCUGCGGCUUUAGAUGACCACAAGGUCAUCGAGUUCGUCGAGUCGUUGCCAGCCAUUGAAUGAUCGGGGCAACAUCACAGCUUGGCCUGACUCUUCACCUCACAACGCAAAAUAAUGGUACCAAAAAUAUUAACAGGUCCGCCCGUGGAAUUAAGCUCCAUUGGAUAGAGCGCGUUUGUGGGGAUUAAGUUAGAUUAUUAAUCAAAAAUAUCAUAUCCAAUAUUCGCACUUGAUCGGUCUGUCUGUUCACGAGAUAAACUUCUUAGGGAUCUGAUUUUCAGAUUUUCAGGAUUCGCAGAUGAGUAUUGGCGGUUCAUGGUAUUGGGUAUUUUGAAGAUCGUAGGGAGCUCGGAUUGUUCGAGAUGUCCGAAAUUUUCUAACGUCACUCCUGGAACGCAUCCAUGGAAUGAAUCAUAUCGAGGUUGGCACUGUACCAACCACGAUUGAGCGACUGGAGUUUUACCCCCUAGUCGUCGCGUGUUUGUAG